AAGAUGACCAAAACUCAAGCGCAGAAGCAACGACUUACCUUGAACAGGGAGCAGUUCAUGAUGGUUGUUCCUCGUUGGUGCUAUGGAAGGCAUGACGGAUGGGCGAGUUUGGUGGAUAGGUGGCUCGGCGACGAUGCAGAGUUUGCUGCGAAGAGCAUCAAGGCCCAGGCUAACCGUGGAAAAGACGGGACACACGGCCAAGGAAACAGGAACCACUGGGGCUUCAAGGCCAUGAAGGAGGACAAGUUGAAGAGGCCGCUCUCAGACAUUGAGUCGUGGAAGCUGGCCCGCGAGCGGAGUGAUCCCAAGGAUGGCGAGUGCCAGUACUAUGGCAAGACCGAGGAGCACCUGGAGUCUUACACUCAGAACUAUCAGAAGUUGCAUCCGGAUGUUCCUGUUCCUGAGGUCGCCCGGUCUCAGAUCGACGACACGGCGGUGGUGGCCAUCCAGGGGAAGUCACAUGGCCGGUAUCCGUGUUUCGAUGGCUUGAUCACUCCUUCGAUCUCGUACACACGGCUUCGGGCUACCAACCCGAGCCAGUUAGAGAGUACGGGGCGUUCACAGACUCCCUUAGCCCGCCAGCAUGCUAUAAGUACUUCCCCUUUAUCUUUUUCUCUCUAGCAUUCUCAGUUUAUUUUCAGCAUUGCUCACUUAGAAACAACCUAAAUUAUGUAGGCAUAUAAGGCCUUUGUCGAGCAUAGGAAUCUCGAGGUGCGAGAGUACUUGCAACGAGUGAAGGCAAACGAUGAUUACAACCGUC
Molecule: messenger RNA, 760 nt
Organism: Aegilops tauschii subsp. strangulata
Lineage: Eukaryota; Viridiplantae; Streptophyta; Magnoliopsida; Poales; Poaceae
Source: RefSeq, a predicted model, not a curated record